Molecule: messenger RNA, 2102 nt
Organism: Humulus lupulus (European hop)
Lineage: Eukaryota; Viridiplantae; Streptophyta; Magnoliopsida; Rosales; Cannabaceae
Product: putative nucleobase-ascorbate transporter 10
Exons: 14
Coding region: 372-1946 (524 amino acids)
Biological process (GO): transmembrane transport
Cellular component (GO): membrane
Molecular function (GO): transmembrane transporter activity
Source: RefSeq, a predicted model, not a curated record
UUAUGUCUAUUUAUUUUCUUUAUCAUUUAUAUUUCUGUAAUGUUAUUAAUAAAAAUAAAUAAAAAAAACUGACUACAACAAAGAAUCAUUAUCCAAUUUAAUACAAAUCUUCACCUAAUAUUCUUGCUAACCUCCAAUAAUAACGACCAUUUAAUUAUAUUUAGCACAAUUAGGAAAUCUGCAAUUGUAACGUUUUAAAGUAGUUUUCUUAAGCCAAAAAAAAAAAAAAAAACUUUUUAGUAGUGAAGUUUGAACAUAUAUACCACAUUCUCUAGUCUUUGAUGAGAUGGACAUGACCCAAUCAGUCUGUAGUUGCUUUGACAAUAAACACCGUUUACAGCAGCAGCGGAGGUGGAAGGAGUGCAGACAAGAUGGCAGCCGAGUUUCAACCACACCCAUUAAAGGAGCAGUUGCCUGGUGUUCAGUACUGUGUUAACAGUCCUCCUCCAUGGCCUGAAGCUGUAGUGUUGGGAUUACAGCAUUACCUUUUGAGUCUUGGAAUUACAGUUUUAAUUUCAAGUAUGAUUGUUCCUCAGAUGGGAGGUGGAGAUGCUGAAAAGGCCAAGGUGAUUCAAACCUAUCUGUUUGUUUCAGGCUUAAGUACGUUUUUUCAGUCAUUAUUUGGGACCCGAUUACCAACUGUGGUGGUGGGUUCUUAUACAUAUGUUAUUCCCACAACUUCUAUUCUACUAUCCACAAGAUACAACACAAUCCCAGACCCAGAGGAGAGGUUUGUACAAACAAUGAGAGGUGUACAGGGUGCUUUAAUCAUAACUGCAUGCUUUCAGAUAGUCAUGGGUUUCCUGGGUCUGUGGAGAAAUGUUGUGAGGUUUCUUAGUCCCCUUUCUGUUGUCCCAGUUAUAACUUUUGCUGGACUUAGCCUAUAUCGUCUUGGUUUCCCCACGCUGGCAAAGUGUGUUGAAGUUGGACUUCCAGUGUUGAUCGUCUUUGUUUUCAUCUCACAGUAUCUUCCUCGUUAUAUACUAUCAAAGACACAAAAAUGUGAUAGAUUUUCAUUGCUCUUCUCGGUUUUAAUUGGAUGGUUAUACGCAUUAGUUUUGACAUCAAGUGGUCUGUACAACAAUAAACCAAUCCACACUCAAGUUAGUUGCCGUACUGAUAGAGCUGGGCUUAUUCAAAGAGCUCCUUGGGUGUAUAUGCCUUAUCCCUUUCAAUGGGGUAGCCCUACUUUUAAUGCAGGUGAAGCUUUUGCAAUGAUGGGAGCUUCUUUUGUUUCUCUCUUUGAGUCAACUGGUAUUUUUUUCACUACAGCAAGAUAUGGAAGUGCCACACCUGUUCCACCUUCUGUAAUUAGCCGAGGUGUUGGCUGGCUGGGUAUGGGUGUUCUACUUAAUGGCUUGUUCGGUUGUCUAACUGGCACUACUGCAUCAGUUGAAAAUGCUGGUCUAUUAGCACUGACAAAAGUUGGAAGCCGAAGAGUAAUCCAGAUUUCAGCAGGUUUCAUGCUUUUCUUCUCCAUAUUUGGAAAGUUUGGAGCACUUUUCGCUUCAAUUCCUAUGCCUAUUAUAGCAGCAUCAUAUUGUGUUUUAUUUGGCUAUGUUGCUUCCACUGGUUUCGGUUUUCUCCAGUUCUGCAACUUGAAUAGUUUUAGGACAAAAUUCAUAUUGGGCUUCUCUUUCUUCAUGGGAGUUUCAGUACCACAAUAUUUCAGGGAAUAUUAUCACACAGAAUCCUAUUCUGGGAAAGAGCACCAACCUGCUGGAUGGUUUAAUGAUAUAGUGAUGGUCAUCUUUAUGUCUCAUACCACGGUGGCUGCUUUGGUUGCUUUGAUCUUGGAUUGUUCACUAUCUCGAGAAAAUGAUUCGACAAGAAAAGACAGUGGCUUGCAUUGGUGGGAGAAGUUCAGCUUAUAUGGUUCAGAUGUCAGGAAUGAUGAAUUCUAUGCAUUGCCAUUCAAGUUGGAUAAGCUUUUCCCAGCCCUUUAAACCUUUUUUUUUUUUCCUUUCUCUUUGCAAAUUCUCUCUGAAACUGAGAAGUCCCUCCCACUGCUUCAUUAAUUAUAGUCCAAUAAGGGGAAGCAUAAAUGAGACAUUCACUUUGCUUGACUAUAGUUUAUGCACUUUUCUUUCUUUUACACACUA